AUGACACCCACAGCUCUCGGCUUGCUUCUGGCCCUGCUGCCUCUCACCUCGACGCUGCAGAGCCAAGCUGGUACGCGGCGGCAGGGCUGGACGCCAGAGCCCACGGAGCCUGCCCUGCGCCGGCUGUCCCACUACCUGCUGACCCACUACCAGAAGGGCACCCGGCCCGUGCGGGACUGGCGAACAACCACCAACGUGGCCAUCGACCUCAUGGUCUACGCCAUCCUCAGCGUGGAUGAGAAGAACCAGGUGCUGACCACCUACAUCUGGUACAGGCAGCACUGGACGGACGAGUUCCUCAGGUGGGACCCGGCGCGCUUCGACAACCUGACGCAGAUCUCCCUCCCUGUGGAGAGCAUCUGGGUGCCCGAUAUCCUCAUCAACGAAUUUGUGGACGUCGGAAAGUCCCCCCAUGUCCCCUACGUCUACGUUGACCACCACGGGGAGGUGCAGAACCUCAAACCCAUCCAGGUGAUGACCGCCUGCAGCCUGGACAUCUACAACUUCCCUUUCGACGUCCAGAACUGCUCGCUCACCUUCACCAGCUGGCUGCACCACAUUCGCGACAUCAACCUCUCGCUGUGGCGGCAGGCGGAGCUGGUCAAGUUCGACCGGAGCGUCUUCAUGAACCAGGGCGAGUGGGAGCUGCUCUACGUCCUCACCCAAUUCCAGGAGUUCAGCGUCAAGAGCAGCGACAGCUAUGCUGAGAUGAAGUUCUACGUAGUCAUCCGGAGGCGCCCCCUCUUUUACACCGUCAGCCUGCUGCUCCCCAGCAUCUUCCUGAUGGUUAUGGACAUUGUGGGCUUCUACCUACCUCCCAACAGUGGAGAGAGGGUCUCUUUCAAGAUCACCCUCCUGCUGGGCUACUCAGUUUUCCUCAUCAUCGUUUCUGACACAUUGCCGGCUACUGCUGUCGGCACCCCAUUAAUAGGCAUCUAUUUUGUGGUGUGCAUGGCGCUGCUCGUCAUCAGCCUGACGGAGACCAUCCUUAUUGUGCGCCUGGUGCACAAGCAAGACCUGCAGCCCCACGUCCCUGCGUGGGUGAAGCACCUGCUGCUGGAACGAGCCACUGUCCUGCUCUGCAUCCGGGACAGGAAGAAUUUCAGCCAGACUGGGACACAGAGCUCAGACAUCUCCAGGCAGGUGGAGAACAAUGACAGCACAGCCAAGCUGAACCACUACGGCUGUGAGGACCCCCGGGAGUGUGAGGCGGUGGGGGCCAUGAGGCCCACCCCGGCCUUUGCCAGCCAGGCAGAUGGCUCCCUGCUGAUGCACGGUGUCCUGCGCGAGAUCACCGCCAUCCGCCAGUUCCUGGAGAAACGCGAGGAGUUCCGCGACGUUGCCCGUGAGUGGCUGCAAGUGGGCUACGUGUUGGAUGUCCUGCUCUUCCGGGCCUACUUGGUGGCCGUCCUGGCUUACACCAUCACACUGGGUACCCUCUGGUCGGUGUGGAGGGAUGCCUAAGAGGUGCCUGCCUUUCGGGGCAGGGAAGGUGGGGACCCCGCAAGCUGCCCUGCUCCAGCACCUGCUCCGCAGCUCUGGGACUCGUUGGCGUUUGCUGACACAGGCUGGUGCAUCCACCGCCUUCCCCCAGCUCCGGAGCAGCAGCGCUUGAGCAGGAAGGCAGAGCUGAGGAGAGCCCCCAGGCACCCAUGACCUCUGCACAAGCCUUGCAAAAUGCCUCCCCCUCCUCUCGCCCCAACCCGGCGCGACUGCAGCCACCGCUUCAGCACCGUGGACAGCGGCCCCGCCGCCCCGGGUCUGGGCUGCGCCUGCUCGGGGGUCCCGUCCCUCGCCCCGGAGGCUCCCUGCCCCUCGCCCCAGCUGUCCCGGGGAGCCCCCCACCUCUGUGCCCGGAGCACCGGGAGCCCCAUGCAUGUGCUCCCUUCCUUCCGCCUGCUCGUGGGGCUCCCGGCAGGUCUUUGUUCCUGAUACGUAGCCCCUGGGCACAGUCGCCCGGCAGAUGCCCAUCGUGCUCUUGCCCUGCAUACAGUAAGCUGGCAGAGCAGCAGUGCCAGCCAACAGCAAAUUAACCGGGGUGCAAGCAGGACUGGCUCUCUGGACACGUGGUGCUGGAAGAGACCUGAAAGGCCACCGACUGCUAUUGAUAGUGCCCCCCUCCCCAGCUCCCACUCUCCAUCCCUGCCAGGGGAUGUGGCUAAGAGGAGAUAAAAGAACUGCUGGCUGCAUCCCAGAGCAGGGAGUUGAGCCGAAACUACAAGGAGCAGAGCUGCUCAAUGCAGUUACCAUUCCCAGAGAUGGGAGUGUUGUGGCAAGAAACACUGAUGGUGUGGUCCCCAGCCCCAAGUGCUUGCCCGAGAGACUGUAAAAGUACAGCUCGUUCCUCACGCCGGUAACAUACCUGAGCAUGGGCACCAUCCUCAGAAGUUCUGGAGAUAAGGGGAGAGCCCAUCCUGGGCUCUGGGAGCACCACUGCAUACAACUGGUCUGGUGGUGGUGGAGUGGAGGUGGACUGACAGUGGCUGGCUCCCCUACAUCCACCCUGAAUCGCACUGGCCCCAGACCAAGGGCCCCGUGCAGUGUCCUGGAGCUGUCACCUGCAGGAAAACUUCCCACUGAGUGACGGGGGGCUGAGGACGGGUGCAGCAGGCUCCUGCCAGCGCCGGCCUGCACUAAUGUGCUGAUGGUCUGUAAGUGGCUGCCUAUUGAUGAGGUGUCCAGUUAAAGAGUUCACGAGACACUAAAUCAGCCCAUUGAUCCUGCCGAGAUCGAUGGUGCUACAGACCUGAUCACUGCAGUGGGCAAUUAACACCCUCUGGAAUGAGCCGCCUUCAUGUUACAUCAAACGCUCCAACAGACAAAUCCAAUGGGCCCAUUGACCCAGGCAGGUGAUGCCACCCAGCCCUCAUGUUCUGGGGGGAAGCGGGGUGACAGGACCCCCAAGCCAGCCUCACUAGCCUGCUCCUGCCCAUGGGGACCCCCCGUGAGAUGCCCACCUCUGCCGUCGCAUCCCACGGACCACGUUGGUGAGGGCUUGGUCCACAUCCUCCUCUGCACUAGGAAUCCAUCCUGCAUCCAACCUAACCCCGUUGUGCAGCUCCAUGGUCCUACCCCCUGUAAGAGCAGCUUACCCAUGCUGGAGGAAAGAUCCAGGUUCUCCCUUUACCCUCUUGCUGCUUUGGGAAGUGCUGCAUGCGGGAAAAAGUUCUAGGCAUCUCUCUGAGUGGAGCCUGGAUUUUCCUCUUUAAAAAAAAAAAUAAAUCAAUAAAUCUGAAUCUAAUCUCCUAAUAAAGGUUUAAUGAGGACAUAAUGU
Messenger RNA from Pezoporus occidentalis (night parrot), 3274 nucleotides. Its product is annotated as 5-hydroxytryptamine receptor 3A-like. NCBI's taxonomy places the organism in Eukaryota, Metazoa, Chordata, Aves, Psittaciformes, Psittacidae. The transcript has 10 exons. Gene Ontology annotation, biological process: chemical synaptic transmission; nervous system process; regulation of membrane potential. The coding region runs from base 1 to 1464 and encodes 487 amino acids. The record is from RefSeq and is a predicted model, not a curated record. Gene Ontology annotation, cellular component: synapse; postsynaptic membrane; neuron projection. Gene Ontology annotation, molecular function: serotonin-gated monoatomic cation channel activity; acetylcholine-gated monoatomic cation-selective channel activity.